AUGAGGAGACCGACCCUUCAUGGAAACGAGUUUGUCUCAGCAGAGUGCAUACUACAAGCAGCUCUGGAAGAUGGACCCAUAGGGUUCAUGCUGUUGGAGGAGCCACCAUCAUCACUCCUGGCCUUUGGUUUUGUACCUACAGGCGCAGACAAAGGAGUAGAGAUGGAGGUGGAGGUGGAAGCAGACAAGCUGCCCCAUCAUACCAAGCAUGAUCUCCACCUCGAGUUGAUAGAAGGAGGUAAGCCACCUCAAGGGCCCCUAUACCUUAAGGGACCCAAGGAGAUGUCUGAGUUGAGGAGGUACUUGGAUGAGAACCUCGAGAAGGGGUUCAUAAGACCAUCGAAGAGCCUGGCACGAUCACCAGUGCUCUUCAUACCAAAGAAGGAUGGAGGUCUCAGACUCUGUGUGGACUACAGAGGUCUCAACGAGAUCACUGUCAAGAACAGGGCACCAUUGCCCCUCAUUGAGGAGCAGCUGUUCCUACCCAGGAAGGCAAGGAUCUAUACCAAGCUAGACCUUAGAGCAGCAUACAACCUCAUCCAGAUUGCUAAAGGAGAUGAAUGGAAGACAGCUUUUGGCACUCAGUUGGGACUCUAUGAGUACCUAGUGAUGCCCUUUGGCCUAGCCAAUGCUCCAGCUCACUUCCAGUCAUUCAUCAAUGACAUCUUCCGAGACAUCAUUGGGGUAUAUGUGGUAGUAUACCUAGAUGACUUCCUGAGCUUCAGUGACACUGAAGAGGCACAUGUGAAGCAUGUCACUGAGGUCCUCACUCGCUUAAGAAGCAACAGGCUCUUUGCUAAGCUGUCGAAGUGUGAGUUCCACACCAAGACAGUUGAGUUCCUGGGGUACAUCAUCAAGCCGAUGGGCAUAGAGAUGGACCCAGAAAAGGUGCACACUGUCAAGGAGUGGCCAAUGCCAGAGUCAAUCCAUGACAUCCAAAGGUUCCUGGGUUUUGCCAACUUCUAUCAAAGGUUCAUAGCCCACUUUGCUCACAUAGCCAAGCCCUUGACAUCACUGGUAAAGCCUAUAGAAUGGUUCAAGAAGUUUGAGCUACCAGAGGAGGCCCAACAGGCCUUCCACAAGCUCAUCCAGGCCUUCACAUCUGCAGGAGUGCUUCAGCACUUUGACUACCACCUUCCAACAAGGUUGGAGACCGAUGCAAGUGACUUUGCUAUAGCAGGAGUACUCAAGCAGGAGCAUGAAGGACGAUGGCAUCCAGUGGCCUUCUACUCUAGGAAGAUGUCCUCUGCUGAGAAGAACUAUGAGAUCCAUGACAAGGAGCUCCUAGCUGUGGUCGCUUGCCUUACUCAGUGGCGACACAUGCUAGCUGGACUACCAAGUCAACUGGUCAUCCUCACUGACCAUGAAGCUCUCAAGUACUUCAAGUCACAGAGAUGCAUCACAGGCCAACAGGCUCGAUGGGCAAUACUACUAGCAGACUUCGACUUCAUAUUGCAGUAUCGACCAGGAGACAAAGGUGGUGAACCCGAUGCUCUCACCAGAAGGACAGACAUGCAACCAGCUGGUGAAGAGCAGGAUCACAAUGUGAGGCAACUACUGCCUCCUCGAGUGUUCAAAGAGACAGCAGACCAUGACUUGAUCCUAGUGGCCCCUAUGAACUCGAUGGAGUCCAUAGCAUCAAAAGGUCUCAGAGACCUGGUCAAGAUCUUCCAGCCCUUAGACCAAGAGCUACAGGAGAUACAUGCAAAGAAGCCCUUUGAGGUCAAGGACAACCUAUGGUAUAGUGGAGGAAGAGAUGCUACCAUCAAGGCAGCCCAACGACAUUACUGGUGGCCAAACAUGACAGCUUGGAUUGCAGACUAUGUAGCAAGUUGUCCUGUAUGUGCUAGAUACAAAGCUCCUCGACACUGUCCAUAUGGUUUGCUACAGCCACUAGCAACACCAGACAGGCCCUGGGGCUCCAUAUCUCUCGACUUCAUCAAAGGACUACCACCAUCAAAGAAGUAUGACUCCAAGACCUAUGACUCUAUCUUAGUCAUUGUUGACAGGUUAACCAAGUUUGCCAUACUAGCUCCAACCCAUAAGACAGUCAUGGCCAAACAGACUGCAGUGUUGCUAUAUGGACACAUGUUCAUAUCAGGAGCAUGGAAGGCAUUUGCAGAACAAAUGGGUGUGAAGCACUCACUUAGCAUGGCCUACCAUCCUCAAACUGAUGGUCAGACAGAAAGGGUCAAUCAAGUCAUCAAGCAGUACCUAAGGAUGUACUGCAACUAUGAGCAGAAUGACUGGGCCAACCUGCUGGACACUGCAGCCUUUGUAUACAACAACACGGUCCACAACAGCAUUGGUGUCUCACCAUUCUUUGCAUGCUAUGGAUGGAACCCCAAAGCUCAUCCUGACAUCCCUCAACGACUAGGAGUCAAUGAUCCAGGUCGCUUUGAGUACCUCAUGGAUGGAAAGGAGCGUUGCAAGUACCUCCAGGAGCAGAUCAGAGAGGCACAAUGUAGAUCAGUAGACCAGUAUUACAGGAAGCACAAGGACAUUGAGUUCAAGGACCCUACCCAGUUCAGGAACAGGGUGCACGAUGUGUUCCAUGUCUCCAUGCUUGAGCCAGCAAGAACAAGUUCUCUUCCUCAACAAGCUGAACAGCACAUCAUACCAUCACUUCCAGAUGAGGACCUCAAUUUCGAAGUCAACGCACUCAUCAACAAGCAUUCACACAAUGGGAUGACAGAGUACAAAGUGUUAUGGAGCGGGUACUCAGAAGAAGCUGCUUCAUGGGAACCAGUAGAGAACCUCAACUGUCCCAACCUCAUCCAGGAGUAUGAGGUGUCGGAGGGGGGAUGA
Ustilago hordei is the source of this 2808-nucleotide messenger RNA. RefSeq lists its product as uncharacterized. Gene Ontology annotation, biological process: DNA integration. Gene Ontology annotation, molecular function: nucleic acid binding. Bases 1 to 2808 code for a protein of 935 amino acids. The transcript has 6 exons. Lineage: Eukaryota; Fungi; Basidiomycota; Ustilaginomycetes; Ustilaginales; Ustilaginaceae. The record is from RefSeq and is a predicted model, not a curated record.